CAGAGACCCGGCAGAUACUGUCUUAUAAAUGCUGCGGUGAAACGCAGAAACCACAUCAAGGAUUAUUUCUGAAACAUUAUAGAGCUCAAAGGCUUUCUCUCUUGCUGGUUUACCACAAGAAAUGACUGAUGGGACUUGCAUUAAUGUAGUAAAAAGAGAUUCAAAACUCUAUGGUGCUGAAGGCCAAACCCCGGACACAUCUUUCAAAAGCCAUCAACACGCGACACCAGUCUGACAUGACUCAGUUGUUGGACUAUUACCACUGACCCUUCCAUGCUGAAACAGAAAAUAUCGUAUGCUGACCAUCAUUGUUGGCUGUAAGGAAUAUCAAGCUGACAGAAAAGCAUGGCGGCUGCUUUAAAGGUUUUCCUCCUUCUACUUCAAGGUAGCUUAUGCGUGACAUUUGAAAUCACCAUGCCUCUGAGUAUAGAUGGACUAACUGGAUCCUGUGUGAAGGUCCCCUGCACUUUCGACUUCAACUCAAAGUUUGAUGUAGAUCUGGAUGAUUCCUGCAAAGCAAUUUGGAUCAGAGGAAGCACAGGCGGAACAGUUGUGUUUGAUUCCGACCUCACUGGAGAUCAGGCAAGCGGAAACCUCACAGGGAACCUGCUGAACAAGGAGUGCACCACCAUCUUCUACAACAUGCCACUGUCCCAUUCUGACAACUACUACUUCAGGAUUCAGUGUGAUAACAACCUGAAGGGCACCUAUCCAACAGGAGUCCGUAUCACCACUCAAAAUUCACUGGACCAACCUACCAUAACUCCAUCUACACUGGAGGUAGAAGAGGGGGCUCUGGUGACGCUGAACUGCACGGCUGUAGCUCCGUGUCCCAUCCUUCCGCCAGAUCUGACUUGGACCCCCAGGAUAGGUGACAUUGAGGAGAAACAUGAAUCUGAAUCCAUGGUCUCAGUUAUGAACUUCACCUCUUCUUACCUCCACAAUGGACAGAAUUUUUCGUGCACCGCUCUCUACAAACCACAAGCUGGCAACACCGACCCUCGGUUUGAAAAGUUUAUGACCCUCCAUGUUCUUUAUCCUCCAAAGAACACAUCAGUCAGCUACUCUGCUACAGUAAAAGAGGGCAGCUUGGUGAAUCUGACCUGCGACGGCAAUGCCAAUCCAGCUGUGUACACUUGGUACAAAGUGAAUGGAGGUCAGGUGACCGAUGUGGGUUCGGGGAAAAGGUUUUCAACCACUGUCUCAGAAGUUGACAGACAAUUUUACUGUAAAGUCAGUAACAUAUACGGAACCCAGAACUCAUCCAUCACUCAGAUAGACGUACAAUUUCCUCCCAAGGAAACUACAAUAAUCACUCAGCCUAAAGGUCCACGUUUGGAGGGCAGCUCUGUUUCUCUGCUUUGUAAAAGCCGGGCCAACCCACCUGUGACCAACUACACCUGGUACAAAGGUGAUGAAGAGGAAAAGGAGGCUGGAUCAAGUUUGGUUUUAAACAAUGUCAAACCAAGCAGCAGUGGUGACUACUACUGUGCGGCAAAAAAUGAGCAUGGGGACCAAAAUUCAACACUGAUUCGGCUGGACAUUCAGUAUCUUCCUAAGAACACAUCUGUGUCUGUUGACCCCUCUGGUCCGGUGCAGGACGGCAGCUCUGUAACUCUGACCUGCACAAGCAUCGCCAAUCCAGUAGCAGUGAACUUCACCUGGUUCAGAGCGGCUGGAAGAGAGGAGAAGGUGAUGGGCUCUGAGAGAGACCUCACCUUCAAUGUGACCAAACUCUCAGAAGAUCAGUAUUACUGUGAAGCUCUGAAUAUCCACGGACCUGGCAUCUCAGAGAGUGUCAGCUUUGACGUCACAUUUCCUCCAGAGAUCCUGUCUUCUUCCCGUUGCAUCAAGAUUUCAUCCAUGAUCCGAUGUUCCUGCUACAGCCAGGGGAACCCGCCUCCCUCCCUGGUUUGGAAGUUGGCCGGAGAGCCUGUGAAUCACUCUACUGCCAUCCCAAUCAGGGAAGAGUCCCUGGGGAACGUGGGCAUGAAGAGCAUCAUCACCCUGUACGAUCUGGACGAAGACACGCUCUCUCUAGUCUGCCUCAGCAUCAACUCACUGGGCUUUGACAGUUUUGCGUUUAACAUGUCGUUUAGCAAAACUGAGCAAGGCCUCCACUCGUUGUCUUUUGGGAUUGGUUUUGUAGUGGCAGCUCUGGGGAUGCUGCUGGUGUGUGUACCGCUGCUGCUAAUCUACUACCGGAAAGGAAAAGUCAUCUCUUCCUCGGACAAGGCGGAGACAUGCAACCCUGUAGUUACUGAUGCGAUCAACUCUUCAAAAGUGGAUGUGAUUUAUGCUAAUAAAGCUUUUCUGGAAGAGAGAGAAGUAGCUGAGGAAGAACCUCUCCAUUACGUCAAUGUGGACUUUGCUAAACUGCAGGCCCAUUCAAAGGGUAAGCCUGGGGAAGGGGAGAUUAGAGGCCUGGACUCAAAGACUGAAUAUGCUGAGAUCCAUCUGCAGUCCAGAGGAAGCAUUGGAGGAGAUGCAGAGGAAGAAGAGAACGUUUCUGACACUCAAUUGGAACAAGAGAAGACGCCUUAGUCUCAUAGACCUUGAGGUAAAAAGUGUAUACCGACGUUUAAGGGAAAUGUUAGCUGAAACACAGGACUUUUUUAUAGAUUUUAUUUUCAAAAUACAAAGACAUUUUGUUGGCAGUUAUACAAGAGCUGAAUUCAAAGCGUGUAAUGAAAUGGAGCAAUAUAUAUUUGGCACAUUGUUUGAACAUGUAUAUUUCAGAAACAAGCCUCUUCUGCACAAUAUUACGAUUGGUAUUUAAAGCCAUGUCAUAAAUGUCAUUAUUUAUUUUUUUAUUAUGUACAUCUUCCCCUGCAUACUUUAUUUUACAAUUCAGUAGUUUAAACAAAAUGUUCUUCAUUUUAAUUGUAGGUUUCAUGGGUUUGGAUUAAGCUCACAAUUGUGGUACUUACUGGACACUUAUCAAAGCAGAGAGUUAGUGAAACAUUGAAAUCCAAACUGUAUUUAACAAUUAGCUGAACCUGUAAGGCAGGAUAAGAUAAUGUAAACUCAGAUUUUGACGUGAGAGUACUGCGUCUCCUCUUCUUCAGAGUUGAUCAAGUCUCAGGCGGCUCUCUGAGUCUUUGCCUUGAAGUUCACCUGUGAAUAAUUGAUCUCUAAUUCAUCCUCACUGGUGUCUGUGUCAUCGUUCAAUGGAUUCGGAGAUAUGGCUGAGUGUGCUGUGCUGAUGUUCUCGUAGUCCUCCAGCCUCUUUUCAUUCUAGAAGAAAACACAGAUAUAGUCACCAGAUCAUUGGUGUGAUAACCUUUGACAGUAUCAGGAUUGUCUAAACAAUAUCUACAUACAUUUUACCCUCGGAAGAAUUAAAAAAUGUUUACUUGAUUUUAAUAAGUAGUCACGUCUUAAGAGGAAACAUCCAUUUUGUUACAGUAAAGUGGACACACAGACACUAUACAUGCCAUACUUAUUUUCUAUAUAUAUAUACACACCAUAGUUUACCCCAAACACAAGGAAAAUUACCUUUUUGUCUUGCUUUACAAUAGCAUACACUUCCUCUUCUGCCUGUUUGUUUCUACAGAAAAAAAAAACAUCAUACAUUUGCCAUGCAACAAUACCUUUUUUUUUACUGGUAUAAUAUGUUAAAAAAUAUAUUCUCACUGUUGCUUAUUUCCAAAGUGCAAAGACGCGUAGUUGAGAGAAUCAUCCUGUGUGUGUCCACCUUGCUGUCUGAUUGGCCUUUGUGCAGAAGGACCCUGAGCAGAUUCAGACUGAAGACAGAUCAGUGAAUGAACACUAUACUGAAUCAGUUCAUUCAUGCUUUAAAAUGUAGGUCAUCAGGUCAUUCAUGCUCUACUAUACUAAAUACUGAAUGAUUACUAUUCUGAAAAACAGUGAGGACAGAGUUAUAUUUCAGCGUGCAAAGCAACAGCUUGAUCAAUGGAAGGGAUUUUUUGUGUAAGUGAUAAACUAAAAUUGUCAGAAGGCAUAAAUGUCCUAAUUCAAAUUGUGUUAUGUCAAAAUUGUCUUACAACAGUAUGACAUAACAUGUCAUUGUAUAGUAUUUGAUAAAGUGAAUAAAACACAAAGGUCAAUGUUAAGUCAGAAAAAAAUACAGUGAGUCUUGUAAAAAUGUCCUUAAAAAUGUCAUAAAAACGACAGGUUCUGUAUGGCAUAGGAAAUGUCCAAAAAAUAUCAUAUUAAAAAUGCCAUAAGAAGUCAUACAAUUCCCCAAAAAGCAACAGCAUAGCAUAAUGUAAUGUAUUUUGUGAUCUUAAAGUGAGGGAAUCAUUUUAAGUUUUAUGUUUGUUUUGUUUUAAUGAAGCUGUUGAAUUUCUUUACUCACUUGUUUUUCGGAGGGCAGAUUCAGAAAACUGUAAACACUGUUGAUGUUGGAUUCAGGCCUUUGGAACAACAACGGGAAAAAAACAUGUUGUGACUGAUUAUAAUAAAUGACAGGGGAAACUCUCAUUGUGCA
Messenger RNA from Gymnodraco acuticeps, 4453 nucleotides. Its product is annotated as sialoadhesin-like. Lineage: Eukaryota; Metazoa; Chordata; Actinopteri; Perciformes; Bathydraconidae. Bases 346 to 2544 code for a protein of 732 amino acids. The record is from RefSeq and is a predicted model, not a curated record. The transcript is spliced from 13 exons.